AUUGCAUAGCGCUACUGGCUAAAACCACCACUAUAAAAGAAAGAGAGGACAGAUGCAAACCACGACAGAUCCCGUCUAAUCACUUAAUCAAUGGCCUAAAUAUGUUGUUAACGAAACUUCGUCGCUAACGAAAACUCCUCGUCGCUAACAAAAACUCCAUCGAUCUCUCUCUGGAACUGCUCCCGCAAACCCCCGAUCGCCCGCCGGCCCCGCGCCGCUCCCGCUCGCCCCGCUCGGCCGGCGCUCGCCCCCGCACGCCGCUCCCACCACCUCCUCGCGCGGCGCGCCGGCGCCAAUUGCCAUGGGCCUCAAGCUCCUGCGGCUCGCGGCGACACUCCUCUCCCCGGGGGCCUCCGGCACGGACGCGCACCACCCGUCGACGGCCCCGCUGUACGCGCACCACCUGGACGCGCUCCUCGCCUUCGGCCGCGGCGCUCGAGGAGGCGUUCACGGACCGCCUGCGCGCCGCCGUCGUGGCCCUCAAGUGCCUCGUGGCGCUCAGGGUCCUGCUCGCCCGCGGCGCCUUCAUCCUCCGCGACCAGCUCCUCGUCGCGCUCCUCCGCCACCGGCCUCCGGCCGCAACCCGCUCGCGCUCGCCGCCUUCCCGCUGGGCCGCUCCUUCGCCGCGGCCUCCUGGGUCAGGUUCUUCGCGCGCCUGCUCGAGGUCCUCCUCCUCCUGCCGGACGCCUCCUGCGACGCCGAGUACCUCACCGCGCUCCCGAACCCGCACCUCAUCUCCGAGCUCGCCGCCUUCGCCUCCGUCGCCUGGGCCCCCGCGCGCCGCUCCCGCUCGCCCCUACCGCGGCGUGGGGCGCGCUCAAGUACUUCGUGCCGGCGCUAGAGUGGGUGCCCCACUACGGCCUCGACAAGUUCAAGUUCGACCUCCUCUCCGGCCUCACCAUCACCAGCCUCGCCUCCCCCCGCCGCCGCGCCUCCUCCCGCCGCUCAACGAACCUCCUCCUCCACCCUAAACGAAGGGACAGCGGCGACGGCGGUUCCAGAUCGGACGGCGUCGCGGUCAGAGAUUGGAUGGUACUUCAAAUGCAGAGUCUGAAGCUCUGCUCAAAUCUCUAUCGAUGUUUGGAGAGCAGCUGAAUAUAUAUGUAUGUUUUCUGUACCAAAACAAGCCAUGAUCAACUCUCUCAAGUUCUUCGCAAUUCAAUACUCAACAUGGGUGUGCCGACAGGAGCAUGUAAAGUCGUCAAAAUGCACUCUAAAAGAUGCCAUCUGUUUGCACAUUGACAAGAUAGUUGUGUCUUCAGCAGACUCCUUGUGCAGUGGGUUGAUGCUACAAAGAUCCAUCUUGCAAGACAUCAGGAAUGCAAACGCAAGGAGCCAUCAUCACUGGAUAAUCGAAAACGAGUAAUUCCUACUGCUAAUCCGAGGCCUCUUUGCGAUUCCGGUUGCAUUUUACCAGCCUAUUGUUCCUUUGAUGCUGGAAAAGCAAGGGAGAGAGACAGAGCGCCUGACAUAUCAGUAGGCGGUGUAUCUCCUUUAUUCCACUUUUCUUCGACCAUCGGUUUUAUAGAAGAUGUGUUGUCCCCCAGUGCUGGCUUGAGAUCCUGUGUGUUCUGUUCAUGUAAAUCUUCAGACUGAAUGGUCAUGCUAUUUCCAGUCGCUGCAUCA
Hordeum vulgare subsp. vulgare (domesticated barley) is the source of this 1626-nucleotide messenger RNA. RefSeq lists its product as uncharacterized. The coding region runs from base 302 to 841 and encodes 179 amino acids. The transcript is spliced from 2 exons. NCBI's taxonomy places the organism in Eukaryota, Viridiplantae, Streptophyta, Magnoliopsida, Poales, Poaceae. The record is from RefSeq and is a predicted model, not a curated record.